AUGGAAGUCAGCGAAUCAUGUUCAUUUCGAGCUAUUGUUAGCGGUCAGUGUGGGUUUGAUCCGAAAGACAGAAAUAAAUCUACUACCAUUAUUUCUUUGAGAAACUGUACUCGCAAUAUCGAUGAGCAUAAACGAUAUUUGUACAUAACUGGCGUUGAAUCAGAAAUAGAGUUGAUUUUAGCAAGGGCAUGUAUUUUUGAGUCCACAAGAAAUUUAGACAGCUUUACAAUUUGUCCACAUCACCGUGCAUCCCUAGGUGUUAGUUGGAAACGGCGAUCUGUGAAAUGCUGCAUACCAGUAAUGCUUUCUCAGCACAAAGAUGAUGUCAAGAAAAGACCAAAAGCAGAGAGAGGUUUAAGUAAAAGUGGGUCAAGAACUGUGUUGAAGAGACUGGUGUAUUUCUCCCAAUUGGUUCAGGUAUGUUGGAACAGAGACUCUUCACAUCACUGAAUAGUCGUGUACAUGAUUGAGCAUUAGUGGAAGUAAACACACGAAAUGUUACUAUGUUUGUACACAUAUUCUUUUUCAGGUAUGUGUUCUAAAUGCAGAAAGAUUCUUGGAGAGGCCCUCGAGGAAAGUGAAGUUAUUUUCCAAAUUAAAGAAUUGAUCUUGGUAAGUAACUUUUCCUUUUAUUUGAGAGCCGUAAGAGACACAGUUUGAUGUGUGCCGAGCUACACGUGCCGAAACGUCAAUAGACUCAAUAGUAUCUACUACCAGUUGUCAAAUUAAUCAACUUUUUAUAACGCUUAAACUAAUUGAAAUAUUGGUUGUGUCUUAGGAUGAGGUUAAAGAUACAUCUGUUCCUCAAGCCCAAAGUACACCAGCUGCAUUUGAUCUUUCCCUUUCUUCUUUGGAGACAUUGGAAGGAACCCUCUAUUCUCCAUCAAAUACAGGGAUAGCCACAACUAUCACAUCCCAGGAUAGCAGAGUGUACAGUGAUGCAAAUCCAAUUGAUAAGCUGAACGAGUUCCUUUAGAGUAAAGAUGUUAGUCCAAUUAGAUAUCCUGUCAAGGUACCUUGGGAAGAAGCGAGUGAGAGAACAAGACGCCGCCACAUACGUAAGGCCAAGCAGGCAGUGCAGGCUGUUCUUGAAGUAGCACCAAAUCAGUCCGAACAUUUGUGGCAGACCGUUGUUGAAUCAAUGUCAUCAGAUAAGCAGGAAGACGAUAACAUUGAUCAGGUUCUCAUGAAUGCUUUAACAGAAUGCUACAAUAAUGGAUUCCACGUCUUACCAGAUAUCGUUUUAGUGUGGCAAGAAAGCAUGCUUUAAUUUAUGGCAGAGGAGUUCCCCUUCCUAUGAUAAAGCAGACCAAAAUGUUCAUUUCUCAAAUUCAGCUUGAUCAUUUUCUGGACUUUAUUACCAGCCCAUACAUGAUACAGGAUAUGUCUUUUGGAUAGAAAUCAAUCGAACUCUCGACCAAAGAAAUUGUGAAAGUCCCUAAUGUCAUACGAAUGCUGAUCCUGGAAUCUAUUGUCAAGCAAUACCUAGGCUAUACACUGCUUCGUAUUUUAUCGGUUUGUUCAGCCUCCGUGUGAAAAUCUUUGCAAGGCCUCGACUACAUUAGCUCUGCAGGGGCACAAGCAUUUGAUGAUCUUAGCAUUGUAGUUGAUCAUCUUGGAGACAAGUUUAUGGGGGUGGAAUGGGCUAAAGAUCAGAAAUAUCGCCUUAAAUCUGCUAAAUGCUACUUAAAAAGCGACUUUAAGGUAUAUCUGAAUAAUUAGUAUACCAUACAAUUAUACUGAGUAUAUAAUUAUCAGUACACUUAUAAAAUGUUGUUCUUUUCUUGUAUACAAGGUACAUAUAUCCAAUGAAUCUACAGUUCCUUACCACUGCAGGAAGUACUCACUUAGUGAUCCAAAGGACAAAGAUAUCCAAACCAAAUGUGAUCACCACCACUUCGACACCUGUGACCGUUGCGAGUCGCUGUCCCUGGUCUUGAAUGAAAUAAGUGGAGCAGUGGCUAAGAUGUCUGACAACAAUGUUUCGGUUGAUACAAAAGAAGAGCUGUAA
Messenger RNA from Paramuricea clavata, 2011 nucleotides. The record is from the annotation of a GenBank genome assembly. Lineage: Eukaryota; Metazoa; Cnidaria; Anthozoa; Malacalcyonacea; Plexauridae.